Williopsis jadinii is the source of this 2025-nucleotide messenger RNA. RefSeq names its product pseudouridine synthase PUS7 (gene PUS7). Lineage: Eukaryota; Fungi; Ascomycota; Saccharomycetes; Phaffomycetales; Wickerhamomycetaceae. The coding region runs from base 1 to 2025 and encodes 674 amino acids. Gene Ontology annotation, biological process: pseudouridine synthesis. Gene Ontology annotation, cellular component: nucleus. Gene Ontology annotation, molecular function: pseudouridine synthase activity; RNA binding. The record is from RefSeq and is a predicted model, not a curated record. The transcript has a single exon.
AUGAGCGACUCUAAGAGAUCUGUGGAGGAUAGCAGUGAUGCCAUUGAGCUGAAGAAGCAAAAGAUCAACAGCAAUACCGAGAGUAAGGGCAUUCAAGAGGCAGACGUGGGCAUAACUACCUACAUCUCCAAGGAUAUCGGAGGGUUUGUUGGUACUUUGAAGCAGAGAUACACGGACUUCCUCGUUAACGAGAUUGGGCUGGAUGGAGAGGUGGUGCACUUUCUGGACGAUGGUAUCAACGACAAGAAGGAGCGUCGUCGCCAGCGUCGUGAGAAGGAGAGACAGGAGAAUGGCGAUGACCAGCCAAAAGGUGAAAGUGCUGUUGCCGUUGAGCCUCCAAAGCCAUUCGAGAUUGACCCGGCAAAGAGAGAGCAGCUUGUUGAGAUGUUUGGCCCAGAUGAAGUAACAAAGUUUGUUGAAUUGAUCAAGACUCCAGGUACGUUUGAGUCCCAGAAGGUGAUCGACGAUAAGGCCACCAGAGGUAAAGUCCACCAGCUUGUUAGAGAGGCAUUUGAAGGAAGGCUGGAGACCAAGACCACGCCAAAGAAUACCUUCUCCUUCAGCUUGAACCACCCGAAAUCUAGAUCGAACAGAAGAUCGAACCAAGGGCCUCAGGAUACCGUUGACGAGAAUGGUGUUGAGAACUGGGGACUGGGUCCUUAUAAGCCAUUUCUCCACUUCAACUUGUACAAGGAGAACAAGGAUACCAUGGAGGCUGCCAACCUUCUGGCCCGCUUCCUCAAGGUUCAACCAAGAGUUGUGAGAUUUGCAGGCACCAAGGAUCGUCGUGGUGUUACUGUACAGAGAAUGUGUCUCCCACGUUUCAGAGUUGAACGUGUCAAUUCCUUGAACAAAGCACUAAGAGGUAUGAAGCUCGGUUCGUUUGCCUAUGAGGAUAAGUCGCUUUCCCUGGGAGACCUCAAGGGGAACGAGUUUAUCAUCACUUUAAGAGAUGUCCAGGCCAUCAGUGACGAACCAAUUGAACAGAUUAUGGAGAAGGCAGUCGAAUCUCUAAAGACGAAUGGUUUUAUCAACUAUUAUGGAAUGCAAAGGUUUGGAACUUUCUCCAUCUCUACGCAUGUCAUCGGCAAGGAGAUUCUCCUGAGUAAUUGGUCAAGAGCUGCCAAUUUGAUCCUCUCAGUCCAGGAGCUCGUUCUACCAGAGUCAUUGGAUGCUAGAACCAUCUGGGAAACCACACGCAGUGCCAAAGAUGCUGUUGAGAAGAUGCCAAAGAAGUGUAUUGCAGAGUGGUGUCUCUUGAACCACCUUUCUCAAUGCUCAAAAUCCUCGGAUGAUUACUCAGAGAACGAUUACUUCAACGCCAUCAUGAAGAUUCCAAGGAACUUGAGAAUCAUGUACGGUCAUGCCUACCAGAGUUAUGUGUGGAACUGUGUGGCUUCUCGUCGGAUAGAGCUCUUUGGUAUGGAUGUUGUUGUAGGUGAUCUUGUGUUGGAAGAGACAAGUACUUCAAUGGGUGAUAACAAGACUGCUCAAGAUGAUGACGAUGAUUUUGAAGAAGAUGUCAGAACUGAUAAAUUCCAAAGAGCCAGAGCAAUUACCCAGGAGGAAGUUGACCAGAAGAAAUUCACCAUCUUUGAUGUUGUCCUUCCAUCACCAGGGUUUGACAUUAAAUACCCUUCCAACGAGGAGUUGAUCAACACUUACAAGAGUGUCAUGGUGAAGGAUGGCUUGGAUCCAAAUGAGAUGUACCGUAAGGUCAGGGAGUUCUCGUUCGCUGGCUCUUACCGUAAGAUUGUUGCCAAACCAAAUAACUUGGAGUAUCAUAUCAGAACAUACGCAGAGCCAACUCAACAACUCGUCUUGACAGAUUUCGACAUCCUUCAGAAGAAGAGAGCAGGUGAAGAGGUGACAAGCCAAAUUUUACCAAGUACUCCUGGUGACAGAACAGCAGUGAUCCUGAAACUGCAAUUGGAUACUUCAGCGUAUGCCACUAUGGCCCUUAGAGAGGUGAUGAAGGCAGACACCAGUCGUCAUGGCAAGAUGUGUGAUGUGCAGCUAGCUUGA